AUGCUCUCCUUUUCUAUACGGGCAUGCAUCCUUGGCAUCCUAAUGACGGCCUCUGCAAUUCCACUCCAAACACGCCAAGUACAGUGGUCAUUCGAUCUAUACCCAACAAAAGAUUGCACAAGCGGAGGCGAUACCCACUCCGGCUCUGGUAGCACAGGCUGUCGCGCUGACCUGAGCAGUGUAGCCUCAGCAUACAGACUGAAUACAGUGGAUCAGGGCUGUACAGUGCAGUUCUUCGAUAACACUAUGUGUGAAGAGGAGAGUGAGUCUCCGGAUGUUGCGGGUCCAGCUACUAGUACCGACGUCUGUCACCUUCUAGAUUCGAAGAGGAGAUAUGGCUCUUAUCAGGUUACUUGUGUUGAUGUACGUGGAUUGUGA
This is a messenger RNA of Penicillium taxi, 378 nucleotides long. RefSeq lists its product as uncharacterized. Bases 1 to 378 code for a protein of 125 amino acids. Lineage: Eukaryota; Fungi; Ascomycota; Eurotiomycetes; Eurotiales; Aspergillaceae. The transcript has a single exon. The record is from RefSeq and is a predicted model, not a curated record.